CGCCUGGUGGCGCGUUGGCGAAGCACAGGGACACGUCAACUCCGAGGACGACUGCUGUGAUUGGCUGUCGUUCAUCACGUGUUCAUUCUGAAGAUGGCGUCUCCAAAUGGAGGUGACGAUUUUGAGGGCUCUUUGAUAAGUUUUGAGAAGUUGGACAGAGCGUCACCAGACCUGUGGCCAGAGCAGUUGCCCGGAGUUGCAGAAUUUGCUGCAUCUUGUAAAAAUCCCAUCAAUAAUUCGCCUCCCAAAUGGAUGGCUGAACUAGAGAGUGAGGACAUUGAAAUGUUGAAAGAGCUGGGUAGUCUGACCACAGCCAACCUGAUGGAGAAGGUCAAAGGACUUCAGAACCUCGCUUACCAGCUGGGCUUAGAGGAGUUAUCCGUAAACGAGACUCCGCAGACUGAGGCACGGCAGAGUGAGGGCAGCGGGGACAGGAUUUACUGCCCCUCCCCCUUCAACAUGUGGACCAUUAAAGAGGAAGCUGGUUAAUGGGAACAGCGCAAUCAAGCAGUGAAAACUCCCCUACUGCAGUGAGGAAGGGGAACUGGACCAAACAUUAUUGCCUCGAAUACACCUAAGCUGUGUUGGGUUCUGCCUUUUCUUGCAAAUUGUGCGCUGGAACAUACUGCUGUAUACUCAUGUUUGUACAUAUGUAUUAACAUGGAUGUGACGGGGGGAUGUAACACUCCUUUAAUCCACCCCCUCCUCAACCAGCACCCCCAAUAAUGGCUGUGUGACGCUGGCCCGGCGUAGUCCCAGAGGGGCUUGACGCGUGCCUCUUCCUCAGGCCACAGCUGUUACUCCACCCCAUGAUGAAUGCCCCUGUCGUGGGCCGCUGAGCGCGGGCAUCAAGCCCUGAGCCUCUGGGGAACGCUGAGACUCUGAUAAGUGCUGUUAUUGGAGGUAAUUGAAAGCUGAGUGUUCCUCUGGGACGCACUGGAGGGCCGGUGCUGUUGCGCAACAAACUGCUGGAGUUGGUGCUCUAUCACACUUGUGGGCUCAAGGCUACUGAAUACCAUUUAACACCUAUCCAUGUAGGACGGGCUGGUAAUUAGGAAAUGUUUGUAAUGUAGACUCUGCUCCUUAACAAAGUGAAACCAAUCACAGAAAAUGACAAACUUUUUACCGACAAGCGAGUGCUUGUAGGGCUGAGUGAGGUUUUUGAGUGAUAAUAUGGUUAUUAUUUCCAGGGACGGUGCUUUCAGGAGAUAUUUACAAAUAGUCCAUGGACCAGCUCCCAUAAUGUCACUUUGCAGAAAUCUACAGAAAAACUUAUGUCAUUGAAAUUUAUGAGAGUUCAAGUGAACUGUGUCUUUGAUAUAUUCACCAUGGGGGUGGGAUAAAAGCUAAACGAGAAUAUAAAAUGAAAUCAAUCACCGCUUUAUAGUGAAAGAUGAAUUAAACCUAAAAUUACAUUUAU
This is a messenger RNA of Cottoperca gobio, 1420 nucleotides long. RefSeq names its product lin-52 DREAM MuvB core complex component (gene lin52). Lineage: Eukaryota; Metazoa; Chordata; Actinopteri; Perciformes; Bovichtidae. The record is from RefSeq and is a predicted model, not a curated record. Gene Ontology annotation, biological process: regulation of DNA-templated transcription. Gene Ontology annotation, cellular component: DRM complex. The transcript has 6 exons. The coding region runs from base 94 to 489 and encodes 131 amino acids.